Messenger RNA from Cydia splendana, 3132 nucleotides. It is a transcript of the gene Keap1, whose product is annotated as kelch-like ECH-associated protein 1B. NCBI's taxonomy places the organism in Eukaryota, Metazoa, Arthropoda, Insecta, Lepidoptera, Tortricidae. Gene Ontology annotation, molecular function: protein binding. Bases 261 to 2180 code for a protein of 639 amino acids. The transcript is spliced from 13 exons. The record is from RefSeq and is a predicted model, not a curated record.
UGUAUGUACGUCAUUGGGUGUACUACAUUAAAUUAUUGCAAUUUUUAAUUUAUUUUAUAAAUAUAACAUUCCAUUUUCAUAAUCAUUAGUUAAUAAAUGAUAUUAGGAAACAAAAAUGGUUAUGUGCACUGAACUAGCUUAAGUAAACUAUAAAAAAAAGUUUUAAAAGGUUCAUGCGAUGUACCUUGUUUUUGUGCAACUUUAAGGAACUGUGUUACAGCAUAUAUUUUAUUUUCUGCUAAAAUAUAACAGAGGAAGACAUGGACGCGGACAUGGAGGGGGCGGGCCGGAACAUGCUGGACGACAUGCCGCCCAUCAACUACGAGGCCCUGCAGGGCGACGUCGGUGCCGGCUGCAACGAUGUCGGAGACAUGACCUUUUGCAUGGGCAACUAUGUCUCCGACUUUAUGAAGAUGAUGUUCACCAUGCGCUCACACCACAUGCUCACAGACGUAGUGCUAGAGGUGGGCAGCGAGCUCUUUCACGUCCACAAAGUCGUUCUGGCCGCCGGCAGCCCCUAUUUCAAGGCAAUGUUCACAAGCGGACUGAAAGAGUGCGAGAUGUCACGCGUGCGGUUACAGGGCGUGUGCCCCUCGGCCAUGGCGUGGCUCGUGUACUUCAUGUACACGGGCAAGGUGCGCAUCACGGAGGUCACCGUGUGCCAGCUGCUGCCCGCCGCGACCAUGUUCCAGAUAUCGAACGUGAUCGAGGCGUGCUGCGCGUUCCUGGAGCGCCAGCUGGGCCCGUCCAACGCCAUCGGCAUCGCCAACUUCGCGGAGCAGCACUGCUGCACCGACCUCAAGCAGAAGGCCAACCAGUUCAUUGAGAGGCAUUUCACGGAGGUCUGCCAAGAGGAGGAAUUCCUUCAACUGACGCCGUCAGAGCUGAUAGCCCUGGUGCGGAAAGACGAGCUGAACGUGCGAGAAGAGUGCGAGGUCUACAAUGCCGUGCUUAGUUGGGUGAAACACGACGAAGACCGGCGACACCCGCGCAUGGAACACAUCCUCCAGGCGGUGCGCUGCCAGUACCUCACACCUAGCUUCCUCAAGGAGCAGAUGAGCUCGUGCUCUGUGCUGCAGAAAGUGCCCGCCUGUCGGGAGUACCUUGCGAGGAUAUUUCAGGAUCUGACAUUACACAAGAAGCCAGUGGUAAAGGAGCGGCGGCCGAACACGCCGCGCAUCAUCUACGUCGCCGGGGGCUACUACCGGCACUCCAUCGACGUGUUCGAGGCAUUUAACCUGGACGACGGCUGCUGGACCACGUUGCCGCGGCUCACCGUGCCGCGCUCGGGGCUCGGCGCGGCCUUUCUCAAGGGUCUGUUCUACGCGGUAGGCGGCCGGAACACGUCACCGGGGUCCUCGUACGACAGCGACUGGGUGGACGUGUACAACCCCGCCAACGAGCACUGGCGGCCCUGCAGCCCCAUGUCCACGCCCAGGCACAGGGUGGGAGUAGCGGUAAUGGACGGACUAUUGUACGCGGUCGGGGGAUCGGCGGGUUCGGAGUAUCACAAGUCUGUAGAAUGCUACGACCCCGAGAAAGACGUGUGGUCCUGGGUGGCGCCGAUGGCGUGCGCGCGGCUCGGGGUGGGCGUGGCCGUGGUGAACCGCCUGCUGUACGCCGUCGGCGGCUUCGACGGCGCCCGCCGCGUGGCCACGGCCGAGUGCUACCACCCCGAGAACAACCGCUGGUCCGAGAUCGCGCCCAUGCAGCAGGCGAGGAGCGGCGCCGGCGUGGCGGCGCUGGGGCAGUACAUCUACGUGGUGGGCGGCUACGACGGGUCUGCGCAGCUGGCGUCGGUGGAGCGCUACGACACGGAGCGCGACGCGUGGGAGCCCGCCGCGCCCGUGCGCCUCGCGCGCUCCGCGCUGUCGCUCACCGCGCUAGACAACCGGCUCUACGCCAUGGGCGGUUACGACGGCACAUCGUUCCUCGACAUCGUGGAAGUGUACGACCCGAGCACGGACACGUGGUCGCCGGGCACGCCGCUCACGUCGCUGCGCUCCGGGCACGCGUCGGCCGUGUGCCACCCGCGCGUGGCCGCCGCCGACCCGCCCGACCCCGCCACCCCCGCCACCCCCGCACGCCCAGCGCAGCCCGCCGCCAGCUCGCAAGACAUACCCAUGGCCAAUAACAUCAUAGGAACUUUAUCCAAUAAUAACUGUAGGGGAUGCUUAUAGCACCAGUGAAUAUGGGACUAGACGCGCGAGGCAGCUAACGAGCUAUUUGCACUCGGUGAACUAAAGGUACCGUGGCUUAAAAUAGCACAAUUUCAAAUCCCAAGUUAAGAGUGAGAAAGACUGCCAUAAAGACGGCCCCGUUUGAAAGGUGCGUAUCAGUGCAGUGAGUGCCGCGAGAAAUCUUACGGAUCAGAACCUUGAUCGGAUGAAACGAAAUUUCUCGGACUAUUACGUAUAUGUUACUAUGUGUGGUGUGGUUGAGAACUUGAAAAAGAUGUGUACAGGAAAUUGCCAUCCAAUUUAUACCUAUUAUAAUGAUAGAAAUUACAUAUGCGAAUUUUAUGUAAUUUUUUGGUCUCCGGAUGACACCGUACGCUACAUACAGCGUCAAAUUGUGUGAGAGAACACAACAUUUCCAUAAAAUGUGAUGCUGUACGCUGUCCAUAACGUAAUGCGUUCAUUUAAGACCAAGCCUAAGUUUUGUAGUCGGCGAUAAAAAAAGUAUAAGAAAUGACUUUGGAAGCAAUUCGAUAUUUAACAGUUCGUGAUAUUUCCAAUCUAAUGACAUAAGAGUCAAAACAAAACUUGGCAACGAUUUUGAUAGCACAAACUAUGAAAUUGACGUUUAAAAUAACACUGACAGUCUGUGUUAUCAAAAUCGCUGCCGAGUUAGCUUGGUCUGACUCUAGACGUAAUUUACCGUAUAUUUAUGUGCAUUCAUUAUCUGCGAGUUCUGCGACCUAAUGCGUGACAAUGACAAUGAAUACAAGUCGAAUUUGAACUAUAAAAAAUGUUUAUAGUCAAAUAUUACAAACUGUACCUACUGUUGUUAUAAGUGAAUGUGGACAGUUCGAUAUAUUUAUAUGUUCAAUGUGAUAAUGUAAAUAUGUAUAUUAUUUUUAAGGGCUCUUUGUAAGAAAAGCAAAGACUGUUAUGGGAAUAAAAGAUUGAA